UCAGUUGAAGCUUGUACGCUACGUACAUUGUUAAUCAGCACAUUUGUAACAGCUAGAAAGUAUAAAUUCUGCACGGAAGGAGACGAGAGAAGAAAAUUUAAAUAAUUUCUGUUCUUUUUACCUAAAUUAGGGUUUUCUUGUAGCCAAUGGCGACUCACAGUUUUUCAUUACUUUCAAUCCCGUCUUCAACUUCGACUUCUUACAAUAGACAAAAUGAUAAUAAUACUCUAACUCAAAAGUAUUGUAAGAUUCUAGCUUCUUCUUUUACUGGCGGAAUGGUCUCUAUUCGGCCGCAGAAUUUGAACGUUUUUGCUCUCAAACGGCGUCGUUCGACCGUGGCAACGGUCUCCUUCAGCCUCCCAACUGCAAAACCAGAGAGAGCUCCUUCUGAUAUACAGCCCAGAUGGUCGGCAAGAGCAAUAAAGGCAUUUGCAAUGGCUGAAUUAGAAGCAAGGAAGCUCAAGUACCCAAAUACUGGCACCGAAGCUCUUUUAAUGGGAAUCUUGGUCGAAGGAACCAGUUUGGCUGCCAAGUUUUUGAGAGCAAACGGUGUAACCCUUCUCAAGGCGAGGGAAGAAACUGUGAAGUUGCUUGGAAAAUCUGAUAUGUAUUUUUUCAGUCCAGAGCAUCCUCCCCUUACUGAACCAGCUCAAAGGGCUCUUGACUGGGCAGUUGAUGAGAAAUUGAAAUCAGGUGAAAGUGGGGAGAUAACCAUAGCAUAUCUGGCUCUUGGUAUUUGGUCAGAAAAGGAAUCAGCUGGGCAUAAAAUAAUGGCUACACUUGGUUUUGAUGACGAGAAGGCUAAAGAGCUAGCCAGAUCUAUGGACAAGGACAUUGAGAUGAGCUAUAAAUAAGUGUCUUUGGAGGAACAAUAAAUUGAUGCAUCCUUGCUCUCGCAAUCUUCAACUAGUUUCUGGCUUUCUGCUGCGGAAGAGCUUAUUAAAAAGUGUGUUUGGCCUUGUAGCAAUUUUGCCCCAUACACAUUUAGCAUUGAUUUUUCCUCUCUUUUUUUAUUCGGUGGAAGACAUUCUGUAAUCUAAACGGCAACAUUAAUACCGUCAAUUUCAAUGCUGUAGUAUCUCAAAUUGCAGUAGUCAUUUCGACAGUCCCCCCUUUUUUGGGCUUGGGGGAGUGUUUUCUUUUACUUA
Messenger RNA from Nicotiana tabacum (common tobacco), 1148 nucleotides. RefSeq names its product ATP-dependent Clp protease ATP-binding subunit CLPT1, chloroplastic. NCBI's taxonomy places the organism in Eukaryota, Viridiplantae, Streptophyta, Magnoliopsida, Solanales, Solanaceae. The record is from RefSeq and is a predicted model, not a curated record.